AUGUCUAAUGGAACUGCAAAGGAUCGUUUUUGGGCAAAAAAUAAUUUUUAUCUACGUAAUCUUGGAACAUCUCACAACUCUAUUAUUCAGCUCAUGGAAAUAAAAAAUGCAAAAGAAAGAACAGACCACGUCAUUUGCCCAUUUCAGAAUCUUUACAAUGUUCUUGAUAAGAUGCAUGAUCAUUCGUGGAGUUGUAUGUUGCACGGUGUACACAAUGUUGCACACGAGGCUUCAAAAGUUUCUGCAUUCUUAUUUUUAGUUUUUACUGUUUUUGGAUCUCCUUGUAUUUUGCAAAGCGAUAAUGGGCGUGAAUUUACAGCUCAGGUUAUUUAUGAACUUGUUAGUUUAUGGAAAGGAGAAGACUUACUAGAAAACAUUGUUGAAAAUGAGAGUGAUAUUGAAGAUGUUGAUAGCAGUGAUGAUAUUAAUAACUCUGUAUUUCCAGAGAUAAUAGAUAUAGAUGAUAAAGGUAUUUUGUGUGAUAGUGAUAUUAAUUUUAUGAAUAAUGAUGGGCAAAAUUUAGUUCUUCAGCGAGGUAGUUGUGGUCCUGUACAUUUGAAUACGGAUAAUUUGUCUGAUCCUGAAAGUGAAGUAAGAAAUGUAAACAAAGAGGCUGUGAAUAGAAAUCUUGAAGAUUAUCAUUUCAAAAUGGAGCAUCAAAUGUGUACCAAAUACAACAUUCAUGAGCGUAGUUAUAAAGUUGGUGAUCUUGUUAAAGUACAAAUCGCUAAGAUCGACCGUGGACCUGGUGAUCGUUGUGCACUACCAUGUAAAGUGUUUUCUGUACUUCCCAAUGAUGUAUAUCGCCUUGUAUGCCGAUUUGGUGUUCUUGAAAGUACAUUUCUAGCCAGUGAAGUUUUACUCCUCGGACCAAGAGAAUUUUCAGAGCUUGAUGAUUCUCCAACCAAUACGACUGUUAGUAUAAUCGAAGCUGCAAGAUUACAAUCCAAUGCUAUUGCCGGCAAUAAAACAUGUAAUUGCAGAGGUGACUGUCUUACAACCAGAUGUUCUUGCAGAAAGGUGAAUAUUUUAUAUGGGAGUGGGUGCCAUCCAAAAAGUUUGAAAUGCAAGCACAAGGCUUGA
Molecule: messenger RNA, 1083 nt
Organism: Cetraspora pellucida
Lineage: Eukaryota; Fungi; Glomeromycota; Glomeromycetes; Diversisporales; Gigasporaceae
Source: the annotation of a GenBank genome assembly